UAGAAAGGCGGAAAAGUCCUUUGGGAAGAGCGGCAAGAACAAUGACCCUUGGAUAAUCGCAUUGUAUGACUGGGUUUAUGAAAGACAGAAAACACUGGGGGAUAUGUUCAGGAAAUACGACCCUGACGAGGUGGGGACUAUACCAAAGGACGAUGUCGUUGAUACAAUCGUUGGGUUGAAGGCACCAGCAGACGAAGAUGAACUUAGAAAAAUUGUGACGAUUCAUGACAAAGCUCGUGACGGAAAGGUGGACUAUAAUGACUUCUUUGCUGCCAAAAAAUGGGUCAAUAAAAAUUAUUUGAUGAGUGCAUUUGAAGGGAAGAAGAAAAAGAAAGAAGAAAGGAGGGGAAGAAGGGGCAAGAAGAAGGGCAAGUUCAAGCUGGUCAUGCCCAUCUGUGUGCAGGAGGACGGGCCGAGGACGUUCAGGGGAGGACCGCCCGAGAUGUUCAUUCCCAGACACAUACACUUCACGGACACAGGGCGGUUCGACCGCGACAACCCACCUACCCAUCCUCUCCAGGAUGAUUCAGCCUGGUACUUGAAACAACCAGACAAGACGUAUCUCAACAUCACCGAGGCAACCAAGAUGAGGGAUUUUGAUUCGUUGAAGACUGCAAUUUCGAAAGGUAUCCCGGUGGACACGAGGGACAAGUAUUACAAGACGCCGCUGAUGGUGGCGUGCCAGGGUGGCCUCAUCGACAUGGCCAGGUUCCUCAUAGAGAAUGGAGCGAGUGUGAACGCCCGGGACAACUUCAAGUGGACUCCACUUCAUCAUGCCUGCCACUCUGGCCAGCUGGACGUUGUGGACUUGUUGUUGGACCAUGGUGCGGAGAUUGAUGCCUCAACCAUGGGUGGGGGCACUCCCCUGACCCGGGCCAUCGAGAGCUCACGGGACGGUGUUGUCCAGAAGCUGAUAGACAAGGGAGCCAAGGUGCAGACCGAGAACAGGAAAGGUCACAACCCGAUGGACAUUGCUCAGUCCUGGGCUGCCCGCUGUCUGGAUGUGGUACAGAAGAAGUGGGACUCCAUGCCACCCCCAGGGGACAAGAAGAAGAAGGGGGCCAAGAAGAGUGGGGGACCCAAGGCUAAGAGACCCUCAUCAGCCCCUGGGGAGGGAAAAGAAACUGGCUCGCCUUUGCAUAUUCAGGAUACUGUUAGACAUGUCAAGCCUCCAGUGCACCGCACGCACGACGAAGGCAUCCCGCACCAGCGAAAAGGCUCCAUCCUGCGUGCAGCAUCGGCGUUGGCGGGUGGCAUGGAGGAGAGGGAGGACAUCACUUACACCCCACUCAAAGCUUGGACCAAACAACCCACCACUCGCAACCUCAUCGAACAGAAGGAAGUCAAGCGGGACAGGUUCGGAUGGGAGGUCGACUUUGAUGAUUUUGAGAUGCCAUUCAAAAGCAAUGUAUAUCAAAAAAGUGGAACUGUUUGGUGGCUUGGAGGAGUGAGUCAGGAAUUGUAAACAAAAGUGUUGUUGAGAUUUAUUAAACUGUCAGGAUCACGUCAUGGUAUUGUUUUUGCAGCUGAUUCUUGUGCCAGAAUUCACCGUCCAUUCUUAUGCGCAUUUAAACAAGUAAACCUGAUACAACUAUUGGUCAUUGCUGUAAAAUUUCAGAGGAUUGUAUAUGAACCAUAGCAAGGUAUAAGUCGAAGAAAUCAUUCAAAUCUGUUGAUUCAGGAAGUUGAUUAUUCCAGAAUCUACAUGUUCCCAAGAUUCUUCAUUACAAAUCAAUUUGACAAGCGAAAUCAAAUCAACAAAACCUCUUCAUACAUCCUUUUUUCUGGUCAAGGACAAAAGGUGAAGCACAAUUCUCAUACUAAAUAAGUAAGAGCUGACCUUCACAUGAUGUAUGGAGUCUGUGGAGUAGCCCAGUGGGUAAUGCGUUCACUUGUCAUGCUGAAAGCCUGGGUAUAAAUCCCCACAUGUGUACAGUAUUUGAAGCGUUUUUCUGAUGUCCUCAAAUAAUGAUAUUGCUGUGAUAUUGCUACAAGUGGUACAAGCUGCACAGUCAUGCAUCCUAUGUCAGUAAAUAUUUCUUCGGAAAUCCAGUUGUCUUAGCCACCUCACUUCACUUUACAGAGUUGCCUCCCCUGGACAGACAUGUUUGUGGUGGUUCUAAUACCAAUUUGCCACAUGUAUUUAGCUUAAUUUCUAGGUUUGUCAACACCAUAUAUGUGCUCUAGGCUACCACCAAAGUGGUAAAUGUUUGAUAACUGCAUCAACUCAGGUUUUCCUAACACAUUAUUACUGACACAUCAUGAUAUAACUAGAUAAUACUGGCAAUAGCAGUGUUAAAGCAGAGUCACUCACUCACAGAAUCAUUUGAAAAUAUAUAUAUUUUGAACCUGUAAUUUCUGAGCUGUGUAAUUUACUGCCUCUGGUAAUUUUAGACGAAACAGUAAAACAGUAAACUUAAUGCCUUCACAGGCCAAAGAAGUAAAUUUUAUGAAACCUUUAUAUUUCUAGAAAAACUAUAUCUGAUCCUGUGUCCAUUAAAAUGAUAUUUAUGUGAGUCACUAAUAAUUGCCUUGCAGCCUUUUCUCGUUUCCUAGUGAAAUUUUAUAGAACAACCCCACAGACAUGUUUUUUGAUUGAAGUAUUAAGUCAUGUGAUACAACUGUUGCCUUAUUGUAUAUAUAUUCAUAAUGAUGAAAACUUACAUCUAUUUCAUGCAAUAUUUGUAAAUAAAAACUGUAUCUUGUAAAAUACUUGCCAUGCAUUAUGUCCUAGGCGAUUACACAAACAGUGUGUUAACAGUAUUAUAAUAUCUGGGUGUUGUAUGUUUACUUCAAGUGUGCAAGAUCAGAUUAUUGUUUGUUUACUUUGGCUUGUUACUGGUUACUGUUAGUGGUUGAUGAUAAUUUCUAUCGAGAAGUAUGUACAAUGUGAAUGAUUUCUCCCCACCCCCAAUUAUGUACAAAGUAAGUGACCCCCCUGCAUAUCAUGUACAAAAUCAAUGGAACCCCCCCUCCCCUUUCCCAUAAUAUUUAAGUAUAACUUUUAAAUAUUUUUAUGUACAAAAUUGCUGACCCCCUUACCUCCCCAGAACAAUAUGGGUGAUCCCCCAUAAAAUCAUCAUUUCUCUCUCCUCCUCUUCCUCCCCCUCCCAUUGUCAUUAAUUAUGAACUUUUAGAGAAAUAUUUCAGGCUGUGUUAAACAGUACGAAAGAGGUUUAAUGGCUCCAUACAGCCAGACUGCCUUCUCUGCCAGGGGUAUUAAGGUUAUGUCACACAUAGCAGUGGAACCAUUAUGAUACUGACUGGGCUGGAGCAGGUUUUGUGUAGCAUCACUUUUAUACAGAGAAUUAUUUUCGCAAUAGAUUUUGUUGAGUCAAUGUUUUAGCAGAUGGACUGCUCGGGACUGCCUAAUAUCAAAUAAUGCAGUCAACCCAUUAUUUGUGAGAUUUUUUAUAAACAUUACAAAAGAUGUAUUUGUUUAUCUGAUUUUGCACCCUUAAAAUUAAACUGGGUAUUUUCUGCUGAUGGCAUUGUUACUCUACACAUAAGGGGGCCAUUCAUUUAUUAUGGGGGGGGGGAGAGUUGUGGAGUCCAGGAAAUCAGGGGAGGAUCAGUUUAUAGAGGGUUGUGAAAAAUAAUACACAUAUAUGGGAAAGAUGACAUCAAAGGAUGUUAAUAAAUUUCAGAUAUAAACAUAUACUACCCAUCAAUAGUUUAGACUCACUAGUGUAAAUGUAGCCACUUUCUUCAGUCAACUGUUCUAAACUAGAUUUUGCAAAAAUAUUCCAUACUGUUUAAUGGU
Molecule: messenger RNA, 3763 nt
Organism: Haliotis rubra (blacklip abalone)
Lineage: Eukaryota; Metazoa; Mollusca; Gastropoda; Lepetellida; Haliotidae
Product: ankyrin repeat and EF-hand domain-containing protein 1-like
Molecular function (GO): protein binding; calcium ion binding
Source: RefSeq, a predicted model, not a curated record